CAUUUGGUAUUCAUUUUGAUAUUGGUUUUUGUCGACCCAUCCCCAGCUACUUCAAACUGCAAAAGGAAAGGCCAGUUUGACGAUCGAAGGUCACGGAGAUCAUUACGUAAAACGUAUCAUAAGACGGCGGAGAGGUUGGGUGAGAAAGGAGACGAAAAAGGCCAGAGACAUCAGUCGAGUGAGCAUCUCCGACACGGCAACAACUGCAGCGCACUAUCUGUCACCAUCUGCCUUCUACAACGUAUUGCCAGUUCGCAUCCAUGGUUAAUAAGGCGUCGUUUGCUGUUCAUGAGUGUUGUAUCGUUGAUUGAUGGGUCGACCACUGGUGUACUGAUGUCUCCUCGGUAUGGCGGAUACCAAACAACAACGCCGCCGCCGCCUUACUACCCAAAAUCAACUUACGCAACGACCAGUUACUGCACCGAGGUCUACAAGUACUACACUACUAAGGCACCGGAGUUUUAUACCAUAACUUACGCUGCCCCGAGCCACUACACUGUCGCCCUGAAGUAUUACUCUGCCCUGAGUUACUACACCACCAAGGCGACGGAGUACUACAUGACUACGCAUGCUGCCCCAUCCUACUACACCGAGGCUUCUAACUGCUACACCAAGGCUCCCGCUGAUUACUCUACCAAAAAGGGUUGAAUACUACACCGACGCGGUAAAGUGCUAUUCUGCCCCGAUCUACACAACCACAACUGAGGCGGCGAAGUAUUACGCAGUCCCGACUUACUACACAGAAGCUGCUCUUUCGUGCUACGUUGAACAGAAAACUACACUGAUGCUCCAGUUUACUACACCAAGACCUGCGCUACACCUUACUACAACACCGCAGCCCCCAAGUACUACACCGAAGAAGCCGCCUAUUACCCAACCACGUACGCUGCCUAGUUUACUACAUCGAGGAAUUUAAGUAUUACCCUGCUCCAAACUACUACCAAGGUUCAUAUGUAUUUUACAUCAGCAAUUCUCCCGACUAUGUCACCACUACUUACGCUGCUCCGAACUAUACAACGAAGUUCUGAAGUAUUUCUCUGGAUGUGUUGAAAGAUUGCUGAAAUACAAGAUUGAUUGAUAAAUAACAA
Molecule: messenger RNA, 1088 nt
Organism: Daphnia pulicaria
Lineage: Eukaryota; Metazoa; Arthropoda; Branchiopoda; Diplostraca; Daphniidae
Exons: 4
Coding region: 289-648 (119 amino acids)
Source: RefSeq, a predicted model, not a curated record